UUAUGUACGCGCCUGUGGUGCGUAUGCUUGCGCGUGUCACCAGUGUAACUCAAUCAUGUUGUGUAGGUCCUAAGCUCGUAAACCGUGGAGACGGUCAGCACCGAGCGAGCUUCCUUUCGCGUUGAGGACGACCUACAUCGCACUUUACUCGUGCUGUCAGGCGAGCGAGCGUUUCAGUCGUGUUCCGUCCAGUUGGAGGCUACAGUCAGUGGAACUGCGCGCCGGAAUCGUGCAGUAAUCAUUCUCUUCAGUAAUUUCUCCCUAAAUUCUGGAUUUGUUUUCAGUGGACAAGAACCUUUUAGUCCCCCCAAAAUAUGCGGCACCUGGCUGGCUUCCAGGAGGAGCUCUGUUCAGGUCAUUAACAGGGCAGUGAGGACACAGCUGUAGUCAUGAGGAGAUCGGAGCUGCGCUGCUGGGAGACAUUAUCAUCAUCAUCAUCAUCAUCCUCUUCGCCCCUCCGCAUCUCCAGCUCCAGGCAGCAGCUGAGGAGAAGACGAGGCCCUCUGGGGUGGAGUGGACUCAGGCUAGAGGCCACGGCCCUGUGAACCGGAACGGAAAGUAGAAGAUAACGAGAGAACAAGCGAGAAAGAGAGAGAGAGAGUGAAGGAACAGAAAGGUUGAGGGAGAGAAAUAAGGAUAGAGGUAGAGAGAGAAUAAGAAGAAAGAAAAACUCUGAAACUCUUGAAAUUAAAGGAGCACCCCAGGAGCACCCUUGAGAGCACCCCUGAGCACCACCCCCCUUGCCUGCCUCCCCAUGGACAGCCGGACUUGCCUGGGCAGGGGAGCCAUGAUUUCCCAACUGUUGCAAUCUCCUGGACGAUCCCGACCCAUGAUCCUCCACUAGAGUCCCGCCCUUCCCCCUUUCCCUCCUAUCCCCCUCUCCCCCUCCUCUCUCCCUCUCCCCUUCUCACCCCAAUAACUCCCUCCAGUUAGAGCUCCUCAUCAAGACCUCUACCAUCCAUCUCUUCCUUUCUCUUCCCUUCCCCCGUGAGGCCCGAGCUGCUGAGGGGCAGAGACAGAACAAGUGAACAAGGAUAGAAGGAGAGAGAGUGUGUGAGAGAGAGAAUGAGAGUGAGAGAGAGAGACUAAAAAAGAGAACGAAAGCAAAAAUUCGAGUGCAUGACAGAGAGAGAGAGAACGAGACUGAGAAGUGAGAGAGCGAGAGAGAGAGAGAGAGAGAGAGAGAGAGAGAGAGAGAGAGAGAGAGAGAGAGAGAGACUACUUUAUUAAUCCCCAAAGGGGGAUCGAAUACCACCUAAGCCAUCCACACAACACGUAACAGCAAAACAAGACAAACACUUAAUUAAUAAUAAUAAGAGCUAAGAAAAAUAAAUAAGAAGCAAGCCACAGAGCUGUGCAUAGGGAGCCCCAUGCAGGCACGCAAGAAGUAUGUGCUUCUGGCCCUGUGCGCGUUCUGCUGGCUGCUUCUCUUCUACUGGGGCGGGGUCCAGUCGCGCCUGCUCCGCCUGCUGAGUCCGCGGGCCGGCGGGGCAGACGACGUCCCGCCCCGGCCCUGGCCCGAGUGGGUGGACCGGGCCCUGCUGCCCGGCUACGCCGGCCUGGAUGAGCUCCAGACGGACGGCGGGCCCGGGGACUCCCCGCGGCAGCGGCGCCAGGCCUGGUCGGGCAUCUACCGGGACAGCCGCUGCCGCAUGGACACCUGCUUCGACUUCUCGCGUUGCCGCAACGCCAGGGACGGCUUCCGCGUGUACGUGUACCCGCCGGAGCGCGGCGAGCGCGUGUCGGAGAGCUACCGCAAGAUCCUGGCGUCGGUGACGGAGUCGCGGUACUACACGGCGGACCCGCGCGAGGCCUGCCUGUUCGUGCUGGGCAUCGACACGCUGGACCGCGACCAGCUCUCGUCGCAGUUCGUGCCCAACGUGGACGAGCGCAUCCGCGGCUACCCGCUGUGGAACGACGGGCGCAACCACCUGGUCUUCAACCUGUACUCGGGCACGUGGCCCAACUACACAGAGGACCUGGGCUUCCGCGUGGGCCAGGCCAUCCUGGCCAAGGCUAGCCUGAACGCGGAGCACUUCCGGCCGGGUUUCGACGUCUCCAUCCCGCUGUUCUCACGCGACCACCCGCAGAAGGGCGGCGAGCGCGGCUGGCUCCUGCGGAACUCCGUGCCACCCCGCAGAAAGUACCUGCUGAUGUUUAAAGGGAAGCGGUACCUGACGGGCAUCGGGUCGGACACGCGCAACGCGCUGCACCACAUCCACAACGGCAAGGACAUUGUGUCACUCACCACGUGUCGCCACGGCAAGGACUGGGAGAAGCACAAAGAUGCCCGCUGCGACCAUGACAACCAGGAGUAUGAGAGGUUUGACUACCAGGAGCUGCUCCAUAACUCCACCUUCUGCCUGGUGCCUCGCGGUCGCCGCCUGGGCUCCUUCCGCUUCCUGGAAUCUUUACAGGCUGCGUGUAUCCCUGUGCUCCUCAGUAAUGGUUGGGAGCUGCCCUUCUCAGAGGUCAUCCAAUGGAAUCAGGCCGUCAUCGAGGGGGACGAGAGGCUACUACUGCAGGUGCCGUCCACGGUGCGUGCGGUGAGCAUGGAGCGUGUGUUGGCCAUGCGGCAGCGAACCCAGAUGCUGUGGGAGGCCUACUUCUCCUCCGUAGACAAGAUCGUACUCACGACCCUCGAGAUCAUCAAGGACCGGGUGUUCUCUCACAUCUCCAGGAAUAAGUUUAUGUGGAACUCGUUGCCCGGGGGUCUCCUGGUGCUGCCAGAGUACUCCACACACCUGGCACACUACCCCUUCUACUACCUGAGCCUAGGUGUGAGUCCAGGUCAGGAGUUCUCUGCUGUCAUCCAUGCCACCUCCCCGCUGGUGUCUCAGUCUCAGCCCAUCAUGAAGCUGCUGCAGGUGGUCUCCAAGUCCAAAUACUGCUCACAGAUAAUCAUUAUAUGGAAUAGUGAGAAGCCGCCUCCCCAUCGGAGUAAGUGGCCGCCCAUGCCCGUGCCUCUCAUCGUCACCGACGGCAGGAGGAAGACGACAAGCCGCUUCCUCCCACAAGUCGCCAUAGAAACGGAGGCGGUCCUUAGUCUGGAUGAAGACACAGUGCUGCUCACCAGCGAGGUCAACUUUGCAUUUCACGUGUGGCGCAGUUUCCCAGAGAGGAUUGUGGGAUACCCUCCCAGGAGCCACUUCUGGGACCCGGUGAAGCAGGUGUGGGGCUACACCUCCAAGUGGACCAACGACUACUCCAUCGUCCUCACCGGAGCCGCCUUCUACCAUAGGUAUUACAAUCACCUGUUCUCCCACUACCUGCCCCACUCUCUGCGGGCCCUGGUCGACCGCACCUCCAACUGCGAGGACAUCCUCAUGAACUUCCUGGUGUCCAGCGUCACUCACCUGCCGCCCAUCAAGGUGGCCCAGAGGAAGCAGUACAAAGAGCUGCCAAGCCCACAGGGAACGAAAAUGGCCCCGUGGGCCAAUCCGGAGCACUUUACCCAGCGCCAGGAGUGCGUGAACACGUUUGCCAGUUGGUUCGGCUACAUGCCCCUGGUGCACUCGCAGUUCCGCCUGGACCCCGUGCUCUUCAAAGACCACGUGUCUGUCCUGCGCAAGAAGUACAAGGACCUGGAGCGCGCCUGAGACGAGAAAGGCCUGAGACUGACUAGAAAGGACACCCACAAGAGCGGCAGCCAGCCUGGCAAGAGGGAUAAACCAGACAGGCAGAUGGACGGGGAGACUGAAGGGCGGGGUGGUUGAAUGGGCUGACGCGUUGAAAGA
This is a messenger RNA of Engraulis encrasicolus (European anchovy), 3737 nucleotides long. RefSeq names its product exostoses (multiple) 1c (gene ext1c). The transcript is spliced from 12 exons. The record is from RefSeq and is a predicted model, not a curated record. Bases 1371 to 3599 code for a protein of 742 amino acids. NCBI's taxonomy places the organism in Eukaryota, Metazoa, Chordata, Actinopteri, Clupeiformes, Engraulidae. Gene Ontology annotation, molecular function: glycosyltransferase activity. Gene Ontology annotation, cellular component: membrane.